AUUGAGAAACACUUCCUAUCGAAUCCCGAAGUUCGUAGAAAACAAUGAAAAGUCUAUAUAUAACUUUGAUAUAAAAUAAAAGCUAGUCAACUCAAGCCUUAAAACUUGCACCUGAUUUACCAAGUUUUCUUGCAUAGAGAAUGGCAGCAGCAACAAAAAGGUAUGCAGUUGUGACGGGAGCAAACAAAGGGAUAGGAUUUGGGAUAUGCCAACAAUUGGUUUCUAAUGGUAUCACAGUGGUGCUAACAGCAAGGGAUGAGAAAAGGGGUAUUGAAGCUGUUGAAAAACUGAAAAAAGAGUUUGGUCUCUCUGACCAAGUGCUAUUUCAUCAACUUGAUGUGACUGACCCUAAAAGCUUUCAAUCCCUUGCAAAUUUCAUCAAAACCCAGUUUGGAAAACUUGAUAUCUUGGUGAAUAAUGCAGGAAUUAAUGGAGCACAUGUUGACCCUGAUGCCUUUUCAGCUAUGGUUGCAUCUGGGGAAGAUUUUGCUAAAGUUGAUUGGAGAAAAAUCCUGGUUGAAAAUUAUGAAUAUGCAGAAGCAGGCAUUAGAACAAACUACUAUGGAGCCAAAUUAAUGUGUGAAGCACUUAUUCCCCUUCUAGAAUUGUCAGACUCGCCAAGGAUUGUUAAUGUUUCCUCCACGAUGGGGAAGUUGGAGAAAAUACCAAGUGAAUGGGUUAGAGGAGUCCUAAGUGAUGCUGAAAGCCUAACAGAAGAAAAGGUGGAUGAGGUUUUGAAUCAGUUUCUGAAGGAUUUUAAAGAGGGUUCAUUAGAAACCAAAGGGUGGCCUCAAAGUUUUUCUGCAUAUAUAGUGUCAAAAGCUGCUAUGAGUGCCUACACAAGGGUUCUUGCCAAGAAGUAUCCAUCUUUCUGCAUUAAUGCUGUUUGCCCUGGCUAUGUGAAAACAGAUCUCAACUACAACACGGGUUAUUUCACUGUUGAUGAAGGUGCUCAAAGUAUUGUAAGGUUGGCUCUGCUACCUAAUGGAGGUCCUUCAGGUCUCUUCUUUUCAAGAAAUGAAGUGGCACCAUUCUGAUCAAAACUCUGUUGUGUACUUGGAGAGAAUAAAUAAUAAGCCAUUUUUCAUGUUAGGACAUGUAUCAAGUUUGUACCUUGCACCACAAGAAAAUAUGGCACAUGUAUCCCUGCAUUGAUAAGAACAAUCCUAUAAUGAAUCACAAAUAUUGUAAGACUAUGAGCUUGUAUGAAUACAAAUUGGAAGUGUUUUUGAGAAUUUAUUCAUUGGAAAAA
This is a messenger RNA of Cajanus cajan (pigeon pea), 1252 nucleotides long. Its product is annotated as (+)-neomenthol dehydrogenase. The record is from RefSeq and is a predicted model, not a curated record. Lineage: Eukaryota; Viridiplantae; Streptophyta; Magnoliopsida; Fabales; Fabaceae. Gene Ontology annotation, molecular function: oxidoreductase activity, acting on the CH-OH group of donors, NAD or NADP as acceptor. Gene Ontology annotation, cellular component: membrane.